AUGGAGGUUUUCCAAGCUCUACGGAGUGGGAGUAAGAUACCCCAUCCACCUGCUGAUCACCCCACUAUUAAUCCUUGGAGGGCACCCCCCAAUGGCUGGUUCAAGGCAAAUUGGGAUGCUAGAGUGAAUCGCCGGAAGGGAUGCGUGGGUAUUGGGGUAGUUAUUCGUGAUCAUCAGGGGAAAAUGUGGGCUUCUAAAUGUCAGACACGUCCUGGUCUUCUAGAUCCCCUUGCAGCGGAGGCCGUAGCCUCUUUCAUGGCAGCCCAACUCUGUCUUGAAAUGGGAAUACGGCAGGUUCAACUGGAGGGUGAUGCAAAGACUCUGGUUGACAUAAUAAACUCGGAUGAAGCUGAUGAGAGUGGAAGGGGACAACUUAUAGCGGACAUUCGACUUAUUUUGCGCGCUAUUCCUUGCUGGGAGAUGCGUUUUACACACCGUGAAGGAAAUAAGGUGGCUCACUUGUUGGCUAAAUUGGCUAAGCAUGACACUAUGAAUAAGGUGUGGCUAUAUAACCCACCAGACUGUACUUGUGAUAUUUUGCAAGCAGAGAUUUCUGCUUUGCAAUGUUUGCAAUAA
Molecule: messenger RNA, 576 nt
Organism: Corylus avellana
Lineage: Eukaryota; Viridiplantae; Streptophyta; Magnoliopsida; Fagales; Betulaceae
Source: RefSeq, a predicted model, not a curated record